Messenger RNA from Neltuma alba, 620 nucleotides. Its product is annotated as protein SKIP34. The coding region runs from base 172 to 456 and encodes 94 amino acids. The transcript has a single exon. The record is from RefSeq and is a predicted model, not a curated record. NCBI's taxonomy places the organism in Eukaryota, Viridiplantae, Streptophyta, Magnoliopsida, Fabales, Fabaceae.
GGUUAGAUUAGACCGUGAGAGUUGUGCGUAUCCUGUAGUCAACGGGCCAGGUUCGGCGGUAGACCGUUUACCGGGUGAGAAAGGAGCACUCGUCUUUCUGUCUCUCUUCCCUCCGAAGGGUGGCCCUGAACUCUGAUCUGAUCGAUCGAUCCAGCGCCCAGCUCUGUCAGCAUGUGUUACGGCCAUCAGCGAUCCUUAUCCAGAGAUAACAUUAACGCCCCUACCACCGGCAGGUUGCCCGCCCGCAACUUUUCCGUCGUUGAGAACCUUCGGGAUCGGCUUGCGGAGACGGAGGCGCGUCUCGCGCGUGCCAGAGCUCGUGAGGCCGAGCUCAGCCGUCGUCUCGAGGAAAUGAAGCGAUUUGUCUCUGUUAUGGAGAUCCUCGAGGAUUACCUUAAACGCCGGUUCCGGGAGACACAAGGACAGGUGGCACGUCUCUUGUCUUCUACAUCGUGAACAUAGAAGAUUUCGCUUGUCAAUAAUGUCUAUACUAUAACUGCCUAUCUUCUUUUUCUUUCUUUCUGUUUUUGUCCACCGGAAUGUAAAUGCCGAUUGUGGUGUUGUUUAUGACAAUCAAGAAUACUUUUUAUCAAUCUCAUAGAGCUUCAAAUUUCCUUGUU